This is a messenger RNA of Blepharisma stoltei, 2577 nucleotides long. NCBI's taxonomy places the organism in Eukaryota, Ciliophora, Heterotrichea, Heterotrichida, Blepharismidae. The record is from the annotation of a GenBank genome assembly.
AUGUCAAACCCUCUAAUACCAAACCUUGAACCGGAGAAUAUCUCGAACUUUGUAUGGAAGCAACGAUUAGGAAAAAUCAACUGAAAAAAGAUAACAACCCUUGAUAUUGAUGCUGCUUUUCAAGCUGGAAAUAUUGAUAAUUUACAAGAAAUUAUUGAAAAUUUAACAUUUGCAGCUUUGGAUAGAGAAGAUUUAGAAAAAAUUGGAGAUUCAAGUGUGCUUAAAGUAUUUAGACUAUCACAAUUGGCUAUGGAAUAUCAUUUGUAUACUCAAAAUCAGCUCAGUAUAAAAGCUAAUUCAUGUGAGUCUCAAUAUAAAUUGUAUUUUGAGCAAAAUCAAUAUUUGCAAGAAUCGUUUACUGCUAAUGAAAAAGAAAUAAAUAAUUUAAAAGCUGAAUUACAAAAGAAAAAGCAUGCGGUGAUGGCAUAUAAACGCCUUUUAAAGCAGCCUUUAGCUUCAAUAAUGAUGAGAAAGGAGGCUGCCCAAGCAGCCGCAGCCAAAUGUGAGCUUUGCUCUAAACAGUUUGUUUCCCAGGAAUACUUAGAUAAACAUAAAGCUAGGAGGCAUGCCCAAGAAAAUUCGCAAAGCAAUGUAACUCAAAACCAGCAAGCUCAACUUAAUAUUGUUCCAAUAAUGAAUACUUUAAACUCAUUUAUGGCCCAACAGCUUCAAACUCUAGCGGAUACAAAUCUUAGGGGUAUAAAAGUAAUGCAAGAUCUAUAUGAGUCCAGAAUUUCAGCUACCUUAGAUCCUCCCUCUGAGCUUUUUGUUAUUUACAAAAACAAUUUUUAGAAAUUUUUCUAUCAAAUUAAUACCUAAAAAAAAUGUCUCUGUCUGGAGUCAAAGAAAAAAAUCCUGUACCAGAAUUUAUGAAAUGAAUAGUUUUCAAUCAAUGAUAAUAAGAGAAUCUCAACAAAGAAGCUUAUAUAUGUCACAAGAAGAACAGGUAAGUAGAGAAUGCAUUGAAAAACAGAUUUUAAUUGAAGAGCAAAAGAAAAAAAUUGAGGAAAAUGAAAGGAAAAUUAAUGAAAUGAAAGAAAAUAAAGAAAUCAUUAAUAAGAAAAAAAUAGAUUUACUCCCUUUAAAUUGUAGUAAGAUUUUAUUUUGUAUAUAUAAAUAGCUUAUACCCAAAUUAAUGUUGUUAAAAUAAAAUUUUAAGCUAGAAUUUGCUCUAUUUUAAAUAGAAAUAAAAUUAGAAUGAAACUAAAAACAAAGUAAAAGCUAAAAUUGGCAAAUUUAAUAAAAUAAUAUUUUAAAUAUUUUAUAUAAAUCUCUCAAAAGAUAAAUAAUUGUUUGAGAGUUAGAAAACAUAUUGGAAGAAGUACAAGUUGAGGAGCAAAAAAUAGAUUUUUCACCAGAAAGCCAGCCAAUUAUAAUAAAAGUUCCUAAAUCAUCAAGAAGUCCAAGAAACCUUAAAAAUAAUUCAAGCCCUAGUAGCAAAAGAAAUACACAGUCUCCUUUUAAGUUUGGCUCAAAUGCUCAUGAUCUUGAAGAUGAUUCUGCUUCCGAAGACGAAAAAUCGCAAGAAAACAUUUCUUCUUUAAAAGUCAACAAAACCAUUGAAGAGAUUUCCAUUCAAAAAACGAAGAAAAAAGAAGAAAUCUCUGCAGAAAUUGCAGCGUCUAAAGAGAAUAUCGAAACCCAAGUUGAUUUUCCAAGCAUAAAACUAAUAAAUCUUGAAGCUCAGAGGAAAAAAACUAACAUUGCAAACAGGAUUAGGCCGCUAAUGCAAAGACAAACGCAUUUAGCCUUUCAUGAAAAAUACACAUCUCCAAUAGAAACUUUUUAUAACUAUGACUAUGAAUAUUUAUAUCAGUAAGAUUUAAAUAAAAAAUAAAUUUAAUUAAUCUUAUUAUGAUUUUAUUUAAUUUGAUCAUUAUAACUGAAAUUCGACAAAAAAUUGUGUCUGCAUUGGAAAAUCAAUUUUUACGGUUUUCUGAAGAAGAAAUUCAUAAUAGGCUGCGGAAAGAUCCUAUUUAUUCAGCAAAAAGAAUAGAAAUUAUAAACAGAAUUAACAAAAUGUGUGAAGAAAUAAAACAAAACAGUAUAAGCUCGAAGCAGAAAAAGUCUAAUGAGCUUGAAAGUCCUCCACUUCCACAAAUAAGAAAAUCGCUCUCAGAAAACAAGGCACAAAAUAACUCAGAGAAACUGCAAAUUCCUGAGCUCAAGCCACAAGUUUCUGAGUCCAGAUGAAACAAGCCAGAGCCAAAUAUCAAAAUUUUUAACUUAAACGUAAAUAAUGAAAAAUUCCAAGAAGAUGAAGAAGAAAAAAAGACUUAUAAAAUUUCAGGAAGGAUUGAUGACUCUAUUGCACAAAAGGAAUCUAGACUAAUACAAGGAGUAGAACAUGUACAAAAUAAAGAAUCUAUUAAAGAUCCAGUUGCAUCAGAAAAAGGAAGCAAUAAUUUUAGGGAAGGAACUAUUUUUGGAGAGAGAAAUUUAGGAAAAAAUUCAGUUAUGGGGCUGGAGACCCAAAAAAUAAAGAAACAGAUGCUAAUUAUAGGCGCUAAAGCAGUUCUUAAGCUGCUAAAUAGAGAUAUCAAGAAGCAUGAUGUGGAGCUGCAAGAGAUAUUCUAG